UUUAUCUCGCCGCCCCUAGCAUCCCUCAAUCGACACCAUGGGACGCUUCGUCGACGUCGCCGAUCCUGUCCUCUUGACUCCUCCGCUGGACGGUGAGGACCUUCCCGCCGCCUGCGUGGGCGUCUCCUCGAACGAGCCGUCAAAGGCUCUCGGGGCUCUCUUCUACGAGCGCAAGAUGGGCGACACCGAGCUGUCGUACUACCUGCCAUCGCGCCAGUCAGGCGUCAACGACAUGUACUUGCACCUCGGCUUCAACGCUCCGGAUCACCUGGUGGGCCAUUCGAGGGUGCGGACGGUAUGGGCUAUCCUCCGCGCGCGGCAUCCGCUGCUGUCUGCGCAUGUCCAGAUGUACGAUUACGAUGACGUGCGCUUCGUCUACCGAGUCCCAGUCUCCCCAGAUGACGUCUUGAGGGAUGCCGAGACUAGCCUGGAGUAUCGCACGCAAUGCAAGGCUGAAUUGAUUGACUCCUACCUCAAUGGGCCCCGCACACUCUCGAACUCUCGCCUCUCGUAUCUCGUCAUUUCGCACGGGGAAGAGGAUCCGGCAACCAGCCUUCUCACACCUCCGCGUACUCCAUCGCCAUCAUACGAGAGCCUCAAGUCGACCGCUGCUCUUAACAAUGAGGACGGCCUUCCGCAUUCGCAAUUCGAUAUUCUGAUAUGUGCAAUGCACUUCAUCGGAGACGGCAUGGCCUUGCACACGUUCGCGAACGACUUCCUCGGCUUGCUGGGGAGCGAGAAGAGCGAUGCAGAACUCGAGGCAAUGUUGCACGCGGAGUGGACUGAACGAUGGCAAGACAGCCACCACGAUUCAUCGAUGUUACCGGCUGCUCUGGAAGACAACAUUCCCAUGACGUGGAGCAAGUUGCGCAGCGCUGCUGCUACUGUCGACUUCCAAAUGUCGCAACAGAAGCUUAUCGGAGGGCAAGCGUUCCCAAGACGCAAGCACCUAGAGCGCCGCACCAUCGUGCCGACGAUCUCCUUCCCUGAAGACCGGACGAAGGCUAUGCUCAAGAAGUGCAAGGCGAAAGGUGUUUCUAUCUCUGCUGCACUCUUUGCGAUUUGCAACGUUGCCUGGGCGCGAACGAGCGAUGGCUCCAAGGAGCUUCCCUCCCUCAUGUAUUCCGCGCUCAAUUUGCGGCCAUACUCCACCGUCAAGCGUCCGUCACUUCGGGACUCAUACUGGUUCCUCUCUAUCGGGUACUUUAACGUCAUCCUGCCCAGCUUUGUGUCAGAGGACCGCACACGCGCCGAGAUAACGUUCUGGCACCGAGCGCGCCAGGCCAAGGAGCAGAGCGCCCGUGCGGCGAAACAUCCCCUGCUGAUCUCGAGGACACAGGAGAUGGCGAAGGAGCGUGGUGCAAGGGCACGGGCAUGGGGAAAAGAAGACGAUGAGAAGGAGAAGGGUACCUGGACGCCUCCUACUCCGUCCGCUAACACCGAGCCUCCCAGGGAGCCUGUCCUGCCCGCUCGCGCCAAGGUGCCGUCGACCGCUCUCAUUGGCCUGUCGCUCCUGGGGAACCUGGACGGCAUGUACAAGCACGCGAAUUUCUCGCGCAUCAAGCUGCAUACACUCACUACCGGGUCGAGGCAGCGGCAAGGCGCUAUGCUGUUGUUCGGCUAUACCUUCGUCGGCAGGCUCUGGGUCAGCCUCGGUUACGACGAGAAUGGCUUUUCCGAAGGAGUCGUAGACAAGUUCUGGACCGAGUGCCUCCAGGCCAUCGAGGAGUUCCUCGGAUAAAGUCGUUAUGAAAGCGAGCGGACUUCUGUGAGCUCUUCAUGGGACUUUAGACAGUGCGCUACAGACCUUCGUACAUAACUGGUGGGACUAUCAUCAAGGGCUAUGUUGUGAUACUUUUAUGGACUUCGCAGUGUACUUUGUUUAUACUAGACUGUCAAGCUCUGCAAUUAAUAUUGCUAUCACUUC
Messenger RNA from Phanerochaete carnosa HHB-10118-sp, 1927 nucleotides. RefSeq lists its product as uncharacterized. The record is from RefSeq and is a predicted model, not a curated record. The transcript has 5 exons. Bases 38 to 1741 code for a protein of 567 amino acids. NCBI's taxonomy places the organism in Eukaryota, Fungi, Basidiomycota, Agaricomycetes, Polyporales, Phanerochaetaceae.